Trichomonas vaginalis G3 is the source of this 1965-nucleotide messenger RNA. RefSeq lists its product as uncharacterized. Gene Ontology annotation, molecular function: protein binding. Bases 1 to 1965 code for a protein of 654 amino acids. NCBI's taxonomy places the organism in Eukaryota, Parabasalia, Trichomonadida, Trichomonadidae. The record is from RefSeq and is a predicted model, not a curated record. The transcript has a single exon.
AUGCCAAAACUAACAGAUAAUUUAAAAUACAUUGAACUAGAUUUUAACUCAAUUGAAGUAUUAAACGCUAAUGGAUUCAAUUUAAAGAGAUUAUCACUACAACAUAACAUACUAAAGGAGAUUACCCCAUCCACAUCAUUUCAGUCUCUCCAGCAACUUGAUUUACGUGACAAUAAACUGACUUUUCUCCCAUCAAAUUUUGCAGAAAUUUGUCCUAAAUUAAAAAGUAUAAAUCUAUCACAUAAUCAAAUUUCAGAAUAUCCGAAAUUACCAUUUACAGUAACCGAAAUCGAUCUUUCAUUUAACCUUAUUUGUGAACUUCCCUCAAAUUUCAAUGCUUUCACUUGUUUGUGUAGAAUUUACUUACAGAACAAUCAAAUCAAAAAAGUGAAGAAUAUUCCAUCAUGUCUACAACUAUUUAAUAUUAUUAACAACAACGUGAGCUCAUUUGCGUUAAAUCACGUUCCUGAUUUGGCCCAUCUUUAUUUGAUGGGAAACAACCUUGAAAAGUUCCCACAGAUCAAAGGAAAUAUGAUAAAUGACUACUACUUCAGAUAUAAUAACAUACAAAAGAUAGAAAUGAGAUAUAUUUUAGAUUCAACAAGAAUUAUUGAUUUGUCUUUCAAUAAUUUGGAUGAAAUACCAUCCGCUGUGUUUAGAUUACCAUAUUUGUUCGAUCUACAGUUGGCAGGGAAUCAAUUAAAGACAAUAAAUCAAGAAAUUAUAAAUUCUCCUAUUGGAAGACUGAAUUUAUCAUCAAAUCCAAUAGAAUCAUUACCAAAAUUGCCAUAUAACUUAGAAGAACUGUUUAUUUCUGAUUGUAAUUUGAAAAAUCUAGAUAUUUUAUCUGAAAAUAAGAAUUUAGUUGUUUUAGUUGCUUCUUGCAACAAAUUAUCACAGAUACCAUUUAUUUCUAGCCUACAAGAGGUUGAUUUAUCAUAUAAUCGCUUCCUAGAGUUCCCAAAAUUACCUAAUACAAUUAUUUCAUUGGAUUUAUCGUUUAAUGAGAUCCAAUUCUUUCCAGACAAGUUUAAUUGUCCUAAUUUAGUAACAUUGGAUGUUUCUUUCAAUCUAAUUCAGUAUAUUCCGAAUUUCAUUCAAUAUCCUAAUCUAAAACAGCUUAAUUUAGCUUCAACUCAAUUCCAAAAUGAGUUAAAUGUCUCAGAAGAACUAACUCACCUUGAUUUAACCAAUACUCAAAUAAAUCGUUUUUCAUCAACCGGAAAAUUUUAUUUUACAUCAGCGAAAUCAGAAGGAUACCAUGAGAGAUACAUUACUGAUUCUAUAUACUAUGCAUCUACCAUAGCUUUUCCAACUUUUUUCGGUGAUAUCAUUAUAUCAAGAAUAUUUAAAGACAACAAGCAUCCAAAGUUAUUAGGUAUUGUUGACAAUCGCAAGAAUUAUCCAAAUACAAACUAUUUCUCCAAUUAUUUGAUAGAUAAUGUUGAAAAAUACGGGAUUUCGGAUAAAAAUUUGAAAAAAAGUAUCGAAGAAGCUUUGGAUCACUUAGAAAUGAAGAAUGUACACGAGUAUGUUUCAGCCGCAUUCUUUUCCACUAAAGGAAAGCAAUUAAUUGUUUCUUCGGUCGGAGGAAUGGCGGUUUUUGUAAAGUUCUCAAAUAAAAUCAUUCAAAUUUGUGGCAAUUUACCAUUUACUUUAUUUUGUUCCCGGCACAACACAUACGGUAGCAUUGGUUCUGACAAAGAUGCAGCGAUGUAUUAUGUCCACAACAUCAAAGAGAAAGCGGAAACAUAUAAAAUGGAUGUUUCCGAAGACAUGAAAUUCGUCAUCAUUGUUUCAAUGAGUAUCGUCGAUACUUUGAUGUCGAAAACAAUAGAAAAAAUUAUUUUAGAUGCAGCAGACGGACCUGAAAUUGCUGCGAGGUUGAAGUCUGCUUGUAAGUCUUCAAUGUGCAGCGAUAACAUUUCGGUAUUGGUCGCUUAUAUCCCAUCUUUACUGAAAUAA